CCUUCGUAUACUCUCCCUCUCUCUCAUUUUAGUUUUUGACUUGGUUUUCUCUGACACAGAGAGAGAGAGAGAGAGAGAGAGAGAGAGAGAGAGAGAGCAAUGAAGGGAGCUGAUGCCGCACUCUACAAUCCUCGCACAGUCGAGGAGGUUUUCAGAGAUUUUAAGGGCCGCAGAGCUGGCAUGAUCAAGGCUCUCACUUCUGAUGUUGAAAAGUUCUUUCAGAUGUGCGAUCCUGAGAAGGAGAAUCUUUCCUUAUAUGGAUAUCCUAGUGAGCAAUGGGAAGUCAACCUACCUGCUGAAGAAGUGCCUCCAGAACUGCCAGAGCCUGCACUUGGUAUCAACUUUGCAAGAGAUGGUAUGCAAGAAAAAGACUGGCUAUCUUUGGUUGCUGUUCAUAGCGAUGCAUGGCUAGUUUCUGUUGCCUUCUACUUUGGUGCCAGAUUUGGGUUCGAUAAGGCUGACAGGAAGCGACUUUUUAACAUGAUUAAUGAACUUCCAACAAUAUUUGAAGUUGUGACUGGUACUGCAAAAAAACAAGUAAAAGAGAAGUCAUCUUCAAAUCAUGGUAGCAACAAAUCCAAGUCGAACUCCAAAGCGCGAGGAUCAGAAUCUCAGGGAAGACAUUCAGAAGUGGUGCAGCCAAAGGACGAAGACGAGGGCUUGGACGAAGAGGAGGAAGAUGAACGUGAAGAGACAUGCGGGGCAUGUGGUGGAGGCGGCCCAUCCUCAUUAGAUGAACCCUGGAUUUUUUGUGACUUCUGUGAGACAUGGUUCCAUAUGAAGUGCGUGAAGAUAACCCCCGCAAGAGCAAAACAGAUUAAGCAGUACAAAUGCCCUUCAUGCAACAACAAGAGAGCUAGGCCUGAUUAAAAAUUAAAUACCCAAUAGCUUGAUAAAUACUCAUAUAAGUUUAUUCUCAAAAAUCUGAUCUGUUUAAGACUAUUUGUAACCUGCUUUUAUAAUUUGCUUCUAGUGGUUCUCUUCCAGGCUACGUUUAGUGACAGAUUUUCUUCUUUUCUUUUUAGUCCUACGAAACAUUUGCGACUUUUUAAAUAUAUCUAUCCAAGUAAUUCUUAGUAUUAAACAUCC
Molecule: messenger RNA, 1089 nt
Organism: Prunus dulcis (almond)
Lineage: Eukaryota; Viridiplantae; Streptophyta; Magnoliopsida; Rosales; Rosaceae
Product: PHD finger protein ALFIN-LIKE 4-like
Exons: 5
Coding region: 100-870 (256 amino acids)
Biological process (GO): regulation of DNA-templated transcription
Cellular component (GO): nucleus
Molecular function (GO): transcription cis-regulatory region binding; histone binding; transcription coregulator activity
Source: RefSeq, a predicted model, not a curated record